Molecule: messenger RNA, 3829 nt
Organism: Sesamum indicum (sesame)
Lineage: Eukaryota; Viridiplantae; Streptophyta; Magnoliopsida; Lamiales; Pedaliaceae
Product: AAA-type ATPase family protein
Biological process (GO): DNA-templated DNA replication; DNA repair
Cellular component (GO): DNA polymerase III complex; DNA replication factor C complex
Molecular function (GO): DNA-directed DNA polymerase activity; ATP binding; DNA binding
Source: RefSeq, a predicted model, not a curated record
CCCUGCAACAAAACUCUGCAAAAGCGCAGAAGAAAGAGAAACAAACAUCACACACAUGACAAGAGAAUAUCUGCAGAAAAAGAAAAAAGAAAACUUAUCUGAAAAUAAAAUCCCUAUUUGGAAUAAUCCUCUCACUUCAUUUUCAAUUUGAAUCAAAGUAAAUAAACUGAGCUGUUUGAAUUCAAUGAGAUGGCAUGCAUUUCACCCUUUGCCCCAUUAAUGACAUUUACUGCGUCGCCACUCAUUACCACCUCCAAGAACGUGACUUGACCUCUGUUCUUGAGGCCGAGGGCUGUGUGUAUAGUGCGUGUAUAGUGUGUGUAUAGAGGUAAAGUACGAUUUUUUUCAGGAGACAAAACAAUCUUUUCUUUGUGGGUCUACCGAAAUUCUCGUACCCAUUUGAAAAUUUUUGCUUCUUGUGGAUCUCAAGGGGAUGGAGACGACGUUUGUGUAGCUGCUUCUUCAAUCCACUGGUUUUGUUGAUAUUGCAGUUCACCUUGAUGGUUCCUAGCUAUCAAAUGUUCUUAAGUCUGUGAUAGUUUUCAUUUUGUUACUCAAAGAAAUGGAUGGCCGGCGGCAUUCUGUUGAUGUUCCUAUAUCAAGAACACUGGUAGCACUCAGGAGAGUGAGGUCUCUUAGGGAUCCAUCUACCAACUCUAUGAGCAAAUUUUCUGCCUUGGUUGACAAUGUGAACUGGGAAACAAAUUCCAUCAAUGGGAUCACUUUAGGAUUUGAAAAUAGUUUCCGCAGAGGCACAACUGAUAACAAUGUCCCAGGAUGUAGAAGGGAGGAGGAGCAACAUGUGAGUGACCACGAAUUAUAUUAUGGUUCAAGACAUUGUAAUCCAAGGUUGGUUUCUCCUGAAACAAUUGGGGGCACGGUUGGAAACGCAGGUUCUACACCUCAAAGGUCAUUUCAUGUUGGAGGCUCGGGUUCACAUCCCGUUAACCUGGACAUGGGGUGUAAUGAGAAAACAUUGAGUGAGCGACAUUGCAAAGAUUAUGAUGAUAAAGGAUUGGAAUUCACCCGUGUGACAGCUUCGGGUGACUGCAUCGAGGGUUCAGGUUCCUGCAACGAACCAGAUGAGAUACCAAAGCUAGCUGAAAAGAGGCGUCGUGGUGGGUCAAAAUGCAAAAUCUGGCAUCGGAAGCUUGAAGGAUUGUCUAGAGUAACAGCUGGUGAUGUUUCGAGCCGUGCAUCAAGUCCAUGCUUGUCUAUUCCUGAAGCUACAAAGGAACGUUCAAGUCAGGGAAUGUCAUUGUAUAGAAAUGAAGACGUUAGUUUGAUGGAGUCUUGUCAUCAAGGAUGCGGAAUAGGUAGCUGCUGGUCAAGAACUGCCAAAUUUAGAGAACCAAGUAUUCUUGCUGAUGUUGAGGAACAGCCUCUUUUGUUAGAGAAUGCUGGCCAAGUACUGGCAACUAGGGAGAGCAUGGACUGGAAGCACAAUCGUGAAGGAGUUAGUCCAUACAUGGGAAGUCCUAGAAAUCUCUGCCAAAAGUUUAUGCCAAAAUCAUUCGGCGAAUUAGUUGGGCAGAAUACAGUAGCAACCUCUCUGUUGAGUGCAAUCUCUAGUAGGCAGAUAAGUUCCUUAUAUCUCUUCCAUGGGCCCCGUGGAACUGGAAAAACAUCUGCUUCAAGAAUAUUUGCUGCUGCGUUAAAUUGUCUUUCUCCUGAGAUUACAGGACAGUGUGGCUUGUGCCAAGAAUGUAUUUCGUUCUUCUCUGGAAAGAGUAGGGAUGUUAAAGAAGUGGACUCAGUGAGAAUCAAUAGAAUUCAAAGGUGUGGAUCGUUUAUUAAGAAUGCAGGGGCUUCUCCAGUUUCCUCUCGAUUUAAGGUUUAUGUUUUUGAGGAGUGCCACCUGUUGCACCGAGAAACAUGGGCAAUUAUAUUGAACGGCCUUGAGGGGCUUCCUCAACAUGUUGUCUUCAUAAUGGUCACUCCUUACCUUGAUAAGCUUCCCCAUAGUGCUGUAUCAAAGUCUCAAAGAUAUCUUUUCCAAAAGGUCAAAGAAGCUGAUAUCAGCAGCAGGUUGCGGAAAAUAUGUGUUCAAGAAGGUCUUGACUUUGAUGAGGAUGCUUUAAACUUCAUAGCAAAUAAAUCGAAUGGUUCACUUCGGGAUGCAGAUAUGAUGCUUGAUCAGCUGAGUCUGCUUGGAAAGAAGAUAACUGUGCCAUUGGUUUAUGAAGUAAACGGAGUUGUUUCUGAUGAUGAAUUGCUUGAUUUACUAUAUCUUGCGUUGUCUUCCGACGCUUCAAAUACAGUAAAAAGGGCCAGAGAGCUAAUGAGAUCAAGAAUAGAUCCUUUGCAGCUGAUAGCACAAUUGGCAAAUCUCAUAAUGGACAUUCUUGCUGGGAAAUGUCCAGACGGUGUUUCUGAGGUCAGAAGGAAGCUUUUCGGAACAGAUAAUUCUGAAGCUGACAUGCAGCAACUAAGUCACGCGCUGAAAGUACUCUCAGAUACUGAGAAACAGUUGAGAAUGUCAAAGAAUCAGACAACAUGGCUCACCGUAGCUCUUCUCCAGCUAAGCUCUCCAGGAUCUUUGCGUGAUGUGAGUGAUGCGAGGUUGAGCAUGAAAACAUUACACCCACAAGAUGGUGACUUUCACAGCAGAUCAUCAACCGGCGAGAGUUUGAAGCUCCCUAUCGCAUUUGCUUGUGAGGAUGUUGGAUCUCGGAAAAUAGGAACACAGGAUGAUAAGGAAAUCUUGGAGUUGAUCUGGAUGAGAGCUAUUGGAAUGUGCACAUCAAGUUCUCUCAAGAAAUUCCUUCUAAAACGGGGAAAGUUGGUGUCUAUUCAUCUCUCCCAAGGUAUAGCAGUGGCUGAAUUGGAGUUUGAUCAUCCUGACUAUGUAUCUAAAGCAGAAAAGUCGUGGAAAAUGAUUGCUGGUGCACUUCAACAUAUGCUCGGUCAUAACGUGGAACUAAGAAUAAACCUUGCAUGUAAUGCGUCAAACAAAGACGUGAAGUUCAAGAAACCGUAUUUCAGUCUUUUCAGUUGCUCACGCAGAGUGCAUCUGAGGUCACAGUUUUCUGCAGAAAGUACAAGCAAUGCUUCAGAAACCUCUGACUCAACUCCAACAGCAGUCAUAACAAGGGACAAAUAUGUUGAAACGUGUUCCUCUGAUUGGACGUCUCAAGUCUCACAUACAUGUUGCCGUGGAAAGGAGCUUUUCAGGACCAUAAGAAGCAACAAUGGAAAUGCUUUAAGCAUUGGAGUGAGUACACGCAAUGACUUCUUGCAAGAUAGCACCGCAAGAGGGGAUCAGUCAGGAGCUUAUCCAUUGACCAAGCAAAUUGACAAAGGUUGUCCAAAUUCAGUCUCCUUCAAGCCCGAAAGUAAACCGGGGAGUCGAAAGGAGCACUCAAAAUUUCAUUGUUGGAGAACUGCCAUGUUUCCUUUCCGCAAGGCAUGGCAACUGAGGCAUCAUCAGCCCCGGAGCGAGUGCUUGGUCGAAUACGCCCUACAUUGUGCUGCUGCAAACUAGCUCAUCAGCCGACGUUGUGGACGAAACUGACUAUUCCAACAAUUGUCAAGAUACAUUUUCGUUCGCCCGUACACAAACAACGGGGUAAUCAUCUGUUUUUGUAGCAAGAAACUGCUGUUUCUCAUUACCAGUAAAUGAAGUUCAUCUAUAGAAAGUGUUGAGAUUUCCUGAAACUCUGGUCUCUGAAUUCAUGUUUGUCUGCUUUGUCUCCUUCAUUUCUUUCUCAAUGAAUGCUAUAAGAAAAUUCACUCUACACCUCUCCGGUAACUGCGUAAGACAUUAAAUUCAGUUGAGGGCAAAUUAUAGGUCAUGAAGGAACAAGUAUGGAUUGGAUUUUCUAUUCUA